GAAGAGCCGUGCAGGCCGGGAAAAAUGGCGCCUCCCAGUCCCCGAGAGCCCAAGGCCCCGACUGCCACGAGCGCGGCCAAGCCCGACGGGGAGAUGGUGCUGCCGGGCUUCCCGGACGCAGACAGCUUCGUAAAGUUUGCUCUUGGGUCAGUGGUGGCAGUCACCAAGGCAUCUGGGGGCCUACCACAGUUUGGCGAUGAGUAUGAUUUCUACCGAAGUUUUCCUGGCUUCCAGGCAUUUUGUGAAACACAGGGAGACAGAUUGCUUCAGUGCAUGAGUAGGGUAAUGCAGUACCAUGGGUGUCGAAGCAACAUUAAGGACCGAAGUAAAGUGACCGAGUUGGAGGACAAGUUUGAUUUACUAGUUGAUACCAAUGAUGUCAUUCUGGAAAGAGUGGGUAUUUUACUGGAUGAAGCAUCAGGUGUGAAUAAGAAUCAACAGCCUGUCCUCCCAGCAGGAUUGCAGGUUCCCAAAACAAUAGUGUCCAGCUGGAACCGUAAGGCAGGAGAAUAUAGCAAAAAAACAAAAUCUGAAACUUUCCGGUUGCUUCAUGCAAAAAACAUCGUCCGGCCUCAGCUUAAAUUCCGAGAAAAGAUCGACAACUCCAACACUCCAUUUCUUCCCAAGAUCUUCAUCAAGCCCAAUGCUCAGAAACCCCUCCCUCAGGCACUCUCUAAAGAAAGGAGGGAGCGCCCCCAGGAUCGUCCGGAGGACCUGGAUGUGCCCCCUGCCCUGGCGGAUUUCAUCCAUCAGCAGAGAACCCAGCAGGUGGAGCAGGACAUGUUUGCACAUCCUUAUCAGUAUGAACUAGAUCACUUCACUCCACCAGAUUCAGUCCUUCAAAAGCCACAACCCCAGUUAUAUAGGCCGGUGGGGGAGACCCCCUGCCAUUUUGUGUCUUCCCUGGACGAGCUGGUGGAGCUCAAUGAAAAGCUCUUGACUUGUCAAGAAUUCGCGGUGGACUUAGAGCACCACUCGUACCGGAGCUUCCUGGGGCUGACCUGCCUGAUGCAAAUCUCCACCCGAACAGAAGACUUCAUCGUGGACACGCUGGAGCUUCGAAGUGACAUGUACAUUCUCAAUGAGAGCCUCACAGACCCUGCCAUCGUUAAGGUCUUCCACGGUGCUGACUCAGACAUCGAAUGGCUACAGAAAGACUUCGGCUUGUACGUAGUGAACAUGUUUGAUACCCAUCAGGCAGCACGCCUCCUUAACCUGGGCCGGCACUCCCUGGACCACCUCCUGAAACUCUACUGCAGUGUGGAAUCGAACAAGCAGUAUCAGCUGGCCGACUGGAGAAUACGACCUCUGCCUGAGGAAAUGCUCAACUACGCCCGGGAUGACACCCAUUACCUGCUUUACAUUUAUGAUAAAAUGAGGCUGGAGCUGUGGGAGCGAGGCAACGAGCAGCCUGUGCAACUGCAGGUGGUGUGGCAACGCGGCAGGGACAUCUGCCUCAAGAAAUUCGUCAAGCCCAUCUUCACAGACGAGUCCUACCUUGAACUGUACAGGAAGCAGAAAAAGCAUCUCAACACACAGCAGCUGACAGCCUUUCAGCUGCUGUUCGCUUGGAGGGAUAAAACAGCUCGUAGGGAAGAUGAAAGUUAUGGAUAUGUACUGCCAAACCACAUGAUGCUGAAGAUAGCUGAAGAACUGCCCAAGGAACCUCAGGGCAUCAUAGCUUGCUGUAACCCUGUACCACCUCUUGUACGGCAGCAGAUCAAUGAGAUGCAUCUCUUAAUCCAGCAGGCUCGGGAGAUGCCCCUGCUCAAGUCUGAAGUUGCAACCAGCGUGAAGAAGAGCGGCCCGCUGCCUGGUCCUGAGAGAUUGGAGAAUGUGCUUUUUGGACCCCAUGACUGCUCCCACGCCUCUUCAGAUGGCUACCCUGUCAUCCCAAACAACGGGCCUGUGCCAGUGCAGAAACAAGCAAGCCUCUUCCCCAACCAAAGAGAAGAAGAAGCCCUGCCAGAUACCAGAUGCCUUAUUGCCACUGCUGUCAUCACGCUAUUUAACGAACCUAGUGCCGAAGAAAGUAGAAAGAGCCCAUUAACAGUUGCACAGAAGAAAGCCCAGAACAUAAUGGAGUCCUUCGAAAAUCCAUUUAAGAUGUUCCUGCCUUCACUCGAACACCGCGCUCACAUUUCUCAGGCAGCAAAGUUUGAUCCAUCGUCAAAAAUCUACGAACAUUAUGGAUAAGCAUAAGGAAACACCUUCCCUGGAGCCCCAUGAGAUGUUCCUGGGAGCCAGCGUGUUAAUUGUUAAAAGCCUUCUUCCUUCCUGCAGGAAGGACCUGCUCUGAUCAGACAGGGGCUUGGCUCCCUCUGCCCACCCCCCCCCCCCCCCCCCCCGCUCUUUCAUUAGGCAGCAACGGUCAGGCCAGAAAGCCUGAUGGGCCUCCGCCCUGUCGCUAGUGGUUAGCCUGCUGUCUUUAGAGAUGAGGAGUCAGGGGGAUUUUUGGGGCUUCUUUCCUUACUCCCCUAUGGGUUAUGGCCCAUUCAGCCACACAUCCCUUACUGUGCUUCUAAUACCGGUGAGAUAUGUUCUAACGCCACAAGCAGAUGUGGUAUCGUACAACAGCAGACCAGACUCGAGAAGUCCUGCCUUGAAACCCAGCUCCACCAUUUGCUAACCGUGUCCCCCCAAAUUAUUUAGUUUCUCUGAGCCUGUUUCCCAUCUCAAAGUGGGGGUGAUGAGGAUGCCUUUGUCCCGGGAUUAUGGAAGGGAUUGAGUGAGAUGGUGGACAGGAAGGCAUCCGGCCCUGUGCCUGGAAUCCAGUUGCACUUUGUCCUUCUUGAUGAGUAUUUUAUAAAUAAAGCCAGUGAGAGAUUUUAUUUUUUGUGUCAUCAGAUUUGGAAUUCAUGACGAAAAUGUGUGUAGUGACUAGGUUAGCAUGGCCGUCAUCUCCUCAUUAAAAAAAUAAAGCAUUGCUAGGUGGCUGAGUUUUGGAGUGUUUUUGUUUUGUUUUCA
Messenger RNA from Callorhinus ursinus (northern fur seal), 2967 nucleotides. RefSeq names its product exosome component 10 (gene EXOSC10). Gene Ontology annotation, cellular component: nuclear exosome (RNase complex); nucleolus. NCBI's taxonomy places the organism in Eukaryota, Metazoa, Chordata, Mammalia, Carnivora, Otariidae. Gene Ontology annotation, biological process: histone mRNA catabolic process; nuclear polyadenylation-dependent CUT catabolic process; nuclear polyadenylation-dependent antisense transcript catabolic process. The record is from RefSeq and is a predicted model, not a curated record. Gene Ontology annotation, molecular function: nucleotide binding; single-stranded RNA binding; 3'-5'-RNA exonuclease activity.